GUGACGGGAAACAUUGAGUUAGCAUACCGUGGCUAGGUCUACUAGUGUGUGUGUUCAUUUGUCAAAAUGUUACCUUUAUCAAUUAAAGACGACGAGUACAAACCAGCCAAGUUCAAUUUGUUGCUGAAGCUGUCGGGAUGGAUCAGGUCAAUUCUCGCAGACAAAACCUCCAGAAACCUUUUUUUCUUCUUAUGCUUGAACCUCUCCUUCGCCUUUGUGGAAUUAAGCUUCGGCAUCUGGAGCAACAGUUUAGGCUUGAUCUCAGACUCCUUCCACAUGUUUUUUGACUGCACGGCAUUGUUGGCGGGCCUGGCUGCCUCUGUCAUCUCCAGGUGGCGCUCUAAUGACAGCUUCUCUUACGGGUAUGUCAGAGCUGAGGUUCUUGGUGGCUUCGUCAACGGACUUUUCCUCAUCUUCACUGCUUUUUUCAUCUUCUCUGAAGGAGUUGAGAGGGCUCUUGAGCCUCCAGAUGUUCAUCAUGAGCGUCUGCUUCCUGUCUCUGUCGCUGGUCUGCUUGUCAACCUGGUGGGAAUUUUUGUCUUCCAGCAUGGAGGACACGGACACUCGCAUGGAGAGCAGGGUCAUGGCCACAGCCACUCAUUGUUUAACGGCAUGACGACUCACAAGGGACACAGCCACCACGCACACCACGGGCAUGAAGGACACGCACACCACGGGCAUGAAGGACACGAUCACCACGGGCAUGAAGGACACGCCCACCACGGGCCUGAAGGACACGCCCACCACGGGCCUGAAGGACACGCCCACCAUGGAAGUCACCAUGGACACAGCCAUGAAGGACACACCCACCAUGGACACAAUCACGACGACGAGCAUCGCCUUGGUUCCAACAAACAGAUCCUUCAGGGCGUGCUGCUGCACAUCAUGGCCGACACUUUGGGCAGCGUCGGUGUCAUCAUCUCAGCUCUUCUCAUGCAGAACUACGAGUUAAUGAUCGCUGACCCCAUCUGCUCCAUGCUCAUUGCCAUCCUCAUUGGAGUCAGUGUGGUGCCUUUGUUGCGAGAGUCAAUCGGGAUCUUAAUGCAGAGGACGCCGCCCUCUCUGGACUACGCCCUACCCGAGUGCUACCAAAGGGUGCAGCAGCUGCAGGGCGUUUACAACGUGCACGAGCCUCAUUUCUGGACGCUGUGCACCGAUGUCUACAUCGGAACACUCAAACUCCUCGUGGCUCCAGACGCCGACACGCGCUGGAUCCAGAGCCAGACGCACCACAUCUUCACACAGGUCGGAGUUCGUCAGCUGUAUGUGCAGAUCGACAUCGCCGCCAUGUAGAGGCUCCUCCCCCUUUGGACUCUGGGACCAAUUUGCCUGUUGUCUGCUGUGGUGACCUCUGACCUUGGGUUCACAGCAGGACCUUUUGAGGUGGGGCAUACUGUGAUGAACUCAGACUGCCCUUUAUAAUUUUGUUGCCUGUUACCCGUCCUUGUCAGCCUGAAAGGGGCUGCCCUUUUCAAGCCUCCCACACGCCCCCUCCAAGAACCUGUUGACUGGAACAGGGAAUUCUGGGAAAGUGCCUUCAUUAAUAAUCAGAGCUGAACUAAGCACUGGAGGGAUUCGCCUCCUCUGACAGAGUGCUGCCAGCUGAUUGGUCCAUGGACUGUGUGCUUGUGUGUGUGCACGUGCGUGUGCCAAAAUGUGAACAGUCACAGGGUGUACGUAGAACCUCAGCAGUAAUAAAAGACCAAUGACCUUUA
This is a messenger RNA of Dunckerocampus dactyliophorus (ringed pipefish), 1715 nucleotides long. RefSeq names its product solute carrier family 30 member 7 (gene slc30a7). Gene Ontology annotation, biological process: transmembrane transport; intracellular zinc ion homeostasis; zinc ion transport. The record is from RefSeq and is a predicted model, not a curated record. The transcript has 11 exons. Gene Ontology annotation, molecular function: zinc ion transmembrane transporter activity. Gene Ontology annotation, cellular component: membrane; Golgi apparatus. NCBI's taxonomy places the organism in Eukaryota, Metazoa, Chordata, Actinopteri, Syngnathiformes, Syngnathidae. The coding region runs from base 67 to 1293 and encodes 408 amino acids.